This is a messenger RNA of Armigeres subalbatus, 506 nucleotides long. RefSeq lists its product as uncharacterized. The record is from RefSeq and is a predicted model, not a curated record. The transcript is spliced from 3 exons. Bases 93 to 506 code for a protein of 137 amino acids. NCBI's taxonomy places the organism in Eukaryota, Metazoa, Arthropoda, Insecta, Diptera, Culicidae.
GCUUAGUGUGGGCAGGCCAUGUUUUACUAAUUAUGUUAUGAUAACAUUUAAACUAUAAACAGCCGGUACGGCGAGAUGCAAACCACUUGAGAAUGCGAGAUUUGUCGUGCUUGGAUAAAUUGGUACGAAUUUCACAGCCUGAUAUGUGUAAGGACAUAAACGGGAACCUUCUUACGAACGAGCGUGAGGUGAUCCAAAGGUGGCGGCAGCACUACGAAGAACACCUGAAUGGCGAUGUGGCAGACGAAGAUGGCGGUAUGGUGAUGGACCUGGGAGAACGCGCGCAGGACAUAAUCUUCCCGGCUCCGGAUCUCCAGGAAAUCCAGGAGGAGAUUGGCCGGUUGAAGAACAACAAAUCCCCUGGGGUUGACCAACUACCAGGAGAGCUAUUUAAACACGGUGGUGAGGCACUGGCUAGAGCGCUGCACUGGGUCAUUACCAAGAUUUGGGAGGAGGAAGUUUUGCCGCAGGAGUGGAUGGAAGGUGAUAAUAGAAUAAGUCAGUAG